Messenger RNA from Bursaphelenchus okinawaensis, 933 nucleotides. The record is from the annotation of a GenBank genome assembly. Lineage: Eukaryota; Metazoa; Nematoda; Chromadorea; Rhabditida; Aphelenchoididae.
AUGACUGAAGGAGUGCUCGACUUUUACUUUGAUAUUGUGUCACCUUACGCGUUUUUGGCAUAUCAAGUAAGCUUGGCUAGCUUUGACUAAUAGUAACAAUUUCUCAUUUUUAAUGCUUUAAUUUUGAAAAAAAAUAUGAAUCUCGUAUUUUUGCAACUUUAUUUUUAUUUUUAAAUGUUAUUUAUGAAAUUUCAGAUCAUUCGAGAUCAUGAAGCCAAUAUGAAUCUAAAAAUCAACUUUCAUCCAGUAUCAAUGGCCGCUGUUUUUCGGCUAACUAAAAAUGUCGGACCCGGGUUAAUACCAUUGAAAUUUCAAUAUCUCCGAAAAAGUUUAAUUCGACUGUCAGAAUAUUGGGAUGUGGAACACGUAGUCAUGCCUAAUGUAAGUUUAAAUUUUUUAUCCCUUUUUAAACUUUUGUUUGAAUUUGGUUAAACUGCGUUUUUUCGAAAAAAUGCAAAAACUUCAUUCCAAACAAAAAAAACGUUUACAAACAAUUUCAUUAACCAUCUAAUCUGUUUUGUUUAGUGGUUUGAAGAAAAAGCACCGACAAUGUCCUCAAUUAUGGCGCUUCGUGUCAUCACCUACAUAAAAGAGCACUAUCCAGAAGAACUGGAUCGCACAGUACGUGCUUUUUGGAGUCGAAUGUUCCACGACCAUAAGCCCAACUUUUUGCCGGCUGACGUGGAUGAACUACUUGAAGAACUUGGUUUUGAUCAUGAAAUCCGAACUCUAGCAGAGUCUGAAGAGAACCGCUCAAAAUUAAGGGAUACUGUAACACGCGAAGUAAAAGAAGGCGGUUUUGGAGUGCCAUAUAUGGUUUUACGAAGACAGGAUCAAGAUGUACAGAAUUACUUUGGCGUUGAAAGUAUACCACUAUUGUUCAAGGAAUUAGGUAUUGUUAAAAGUGAACCUAUUGUACAUGCAAAGCUGUAG